AUGGAGGAUGAGUUUAACGUAACAUAUGUAACUCUUGAUGGGCUUGUUGAAGUUAAAAAAUAUGGAUAUGUUUAUUUUUUGAUUAUGUUUACAGUAUAUAUUCUAAUAAUCUGCUGUAAUUCUACAAUAGUGUACCUCAUCUGCACAAACAAAAACCUCCAUGAUCCGAUGUACAUUUUCAUUGCAGCUUUAUUACUGAACUCUGUCCUUUACAGCACUGUUGUCUACCCAAAGCUUUUGAUUGACUUUUUGUCUGAAAAACAGAUCAUAUCAUAUUCAGUGUGUCUCUGUCAGUUUUAUCUAUUUUACGUUGUAGGUAGUUCAGAGUUCUUACUGUUGUCAGCCAUGGCCUAUGACAGGUAUGUUUCGAUCUGUAAACCUCUGCAAUACACAACUAUCAUGAGAAAAACAACUGUGAGUAUUAUCCUGUUUUUUGCUUGGCUUCUCCCUGCAGGUCACAUUGCACUCCCAACAAUACUGAGCACUGAAGCCAAACUGUGCAACUUUACUUUAAAAGGAAUAUUCUGUAACAAUGCAGUUUACAGGCUUCACUGUGUAACGUCCAGAGUAAUCACUGUAUAUGGUGUUGUGGCUUUGUUAGAUCUUGCAGUUCUGCCUAUGCUUUUCAUAAUUUUUACAUACACAAAGAUAUUUUUAAUAACAUAUAAAAGUUGCAGAGAAGUGAGGAAAAAAGCCGCAGAUACCUGUUUACCCCAUCUGCUGGUUUUAAUCAGUUUCUCUUGUUUGAGUCUCUACGAUAUCAGUAUAGCUCGACUGGAGUCUGAUUUUCCCAAAACGGCACGUUUAAUAAUGAUGUUACAAAUCGUUUUGUAUCAUCCUUUGCUUAAUCCGCUCAUAUAUGGGCUCAAAAUGAAAGAAAUUUCUAAACACCUCAAAAGGUUGUUCUGUCCAGCCAAAUGA
Messenger RNA from Plectropomus leopardus (leopard coralgrouper), 921 nucleotides. Its product is annotated as olfactory receptor 1500-like. Gene Ontology annotation, biological process: detection of chemical stimulus involved in sensory perception of smell; G protein-coupled receptor signaling pathway. The record is from RefSeq and is a predicted model, not a curated record. Gene Ontology annotation, cellular component: membrane. Lineage: Eukaryota; Metazoa; Chordata; Actinopteri; Perciformes; Serranidae. Gene Ontology annotation, molecular function: G protein-coupled receptor activity; olfactory receptor activity; odorant binding.